This is a messenger RNA of Hypoxylon trugodes, 399 nucleotides long. RefSeq lists its product as uncharacterized. The record is from RefSeq and is a predicted model, not a curated record. The transcript has a single exon. Bases 1 to 399 code for a protein of 132 amino acids. NCBI's taxonomy places the organism in Eukaryota, Fungi, Ascomycota, Sordariomycetes, Xylariales, Hypoxylaceae.
AUGAGAAUAACGAAAUCUGAGCAUUCCCCGGCAGUCGUAUCAGCCACGUCGCCCGACAUUUACAGCCCCGAGAGCACCGUCCCCGUCGAAGGCCCAGCCGGAACAGUCUUUAUCUCGGACGGUAGGCUGUGGCACGCUACGGGACCUUACUCAGACCUUGCGAGCGAGAAUCCUGUCAUCAUAUUCUUCCUCAUACGUAGUUUUGUUAGACAGGAAGAUAAUAUCUUCUUACAGCCGCGGUCUGAGAUUAAAGCUAAAAUGUCGGACCGAGUGAAGAGGAUGCUGGGGUUUUGCGCAAACGGUUUAUUGGGCGGUGUUGGGGGAAUAAUUGCGGAUGGGACCUACGUUAAGAGAGUUGAGAACCCCGUCGGAUCUAUCCGAAAAUCCGCUGUCGUGUAA